AUGGCACAUGCGCUAACAUGCAUUGUACAGGCCAACAAGGAGAAGCGCGCUGUCAUCUUCAAGCGUGCCGAGUCCUACGUCAAGGAGUACCGCGAUGCCGAGCGUGAGAAGAUCAGACUCGCCCGCCUGAGCAGGCAGCAAGGCAACUUCUUCGUGGAGGACCAGGCCAAGCUGGUUUUCGUGAUCAGAAUCAAGGGUAUCAACAAGAUUGCCCCCAAGCCUCGCAAGAUCCUCCAGCUUCUCCGACUUCUCCAGAUCAACAACGGCGUCUUCGUCAAAUUGACCAAGGCUACCCAAGAAAUGCUCACUAUCGUGAACCCAUACAUUGCCUACGGCUACCCCAACCUGAAGUCUGUGCGUGAGCUCAUCUACAAGCGUGGAUACGGAAAGAUCGACAAGCAGCGUAUUGCUCUCACCGACAACCAGCUGAUCGAGGACAACCUGGGCAAAUAUGGCAUCGUGUGUGUGGAGGAUCUGAUCCACGAGAUCUUCACGGUCGGACCUAACUUCAAGCAAGCCAACAACUUCCUGUGGCCCUUCAAGCUCUCCAACCCCAACGGUGGUUUCCGCACCCGGAAAUUCAAGCACUACAUCGAGGGUGGUGACAUCGGUAACCGGGAGGAGAACAUCAAUGCUUUGAUCCGACAGAUGAACUAG
Messenger RNA from Capronia coronata CBS 617.96, 657 nucleotides. Its product is annotated as 60S ribosomal protein L7. Lineage: Eukaryota; Fungi; Ascomycota; Eurotiomycetes; Chaetothyriales; Herpotrichiellaceae. The coding region runs from base 1 to 657 and encodes 218 amino acids. Gene Ontology annotation, cellular component: cytosolic large ribosomal subunit. Gene Ontology annotation, biological process: maturation of LSU-rRNA from tricistronic rRNA transcript (SSU-rRNA, 5.8S rRNA, LSU-rRNA). Gene Ontology annotation, molecular function: structural constituent of ribosome; RNA binding. The transcript has 2 exons. The record is from RefSeq and is a predicted model, not a curated record.